Dothidotthia symphoricarpi CBS 119687 is the source of this 696-nucleotide messenger RNA. RefSeq lists its product as uncharacterized. The transcript has 2 exons. The coding region runs from base 1 to 696 and encodes 231 amino acids. The record is from RefSeq and is a predicted model, not a curated record. Lineage: Eukaryota; Fungi; Ascomycota; Dothideomycetes; Pleosporales; Dothidotthiaceae.
AUGGGUCGCUUUUCUGAGAACAAGAAGCACUCCACAAAGACGACUACCCCGGCAAAACGUCCAGAUGACAGGUACAAGGCGGAAUUAAUGCAAACGAUCGACUCGUUGAUCACAUAUCAUGCUUGUCUCGAGAACGCUCGACGAGACGGUGAGAAGGAGCUAGCGACGAACUUGGAGCAAGCUAUAUCAAAUGCAGAUAAGAAGUUGGCUGGUGAUUUGGCCGCGUGGGCAUCUACUCGCGUUCGAGAUGACGGCGAGGAGGAAAGAGACGGCGAAGAGACAGCCGCUGGUCGAGAACUCGCCGCCGCAAUUGGAGAUGAGCUUGCGAGAGUGGAAGCCGGUGGAACAGCGGAGAAAGGGAAGGAAGCAUCUCAAGACAUGGAUAUGGGACCCCUUCAACAAGCACUCGAGUGCUUUUCUUUGGCUUGCGGUACGGCGAACAGGUUUGAAAGCGAGGCACCGCAGUGGAAACCGCAGAAAUAUAGGCGCAUGAAUACGGAGUUGGCUGGAUUCGGCGUUGAAUACGAAUCCGAUUGCGAAGAUCAUCCCAUUGAGAUUGGCCAUGGCAAAAAGGCAAACGAGCUUGGGGAUGAGAUCCAGAAGGCGCGAGAACAAGAAACAGAGGACAAGGAAGAGUCAAAUGAGGACGACGAGGAGUUGGGAAAGAAGACCAGUAACAGGAAGCGGGACGAAUGA